Tripterygium wilfordii is the source of this 1679-nucleotide messenger RNA. RefSeq names its product proline-rich receptor-like protein kinase PERK2. The record is from RefSeq and is a predicted model, not a curated record. NCBI's taxonomy places the organism in Eukaryota, Viridiplantae, Streptophyta, Magnoliopsida, Celastrales, Celastraceae. The transcript has a single exon. Bases 658 to 1296 code for a protein of 212 amino acids.
UAACAAAAAAUCAAUACAGCAACUGGACCCAAUUUAUUUUACUUUUUCAUGGUGGCCGCCUGUUAACAAGUCACACGACCAAACCUCCUCUCAGUCCUCUCUUUCUGCCUUCCUCCUCACUCAAUCCAUGGUGUGUCAACUCCCAGCACGCUUUUUGGGCUAUAAUACUUUUUUCUAGGCAAUCAAAUUAUCUAAAUUUAGUCCCAAUCGUUGAAGUCGUCGUGUGCUGGUUCUCCCUUUCUUUCGUUGUUGUUUCUAUGUCUGUUACUACAAUUGUUGAACUUUGAUCAUCAUUGUCAUUAUCUUCUCAUCAAUUGCUGCAUAUACCAUUUUGACCCUAAAAGACUGUGACUUGAUCAUUGGAUACCAUUACCAACCUUCUUUCUCCAAAAGAGAGUUAUGUCUGAGCCCUGGUAAUUUUGUGCAUCCGAGAAUUAAUGUGGAAUUUGGGAUUAACCCAUUUCACACAUUCCGUUUUUUUUGUUGUGUGAAUCUGAAAUCGGGAAGACCCUGAUUGUAAAUCACUCACCCCCAAAAGCCCAAACCCAAAUCUCUGAAGAACCCUAAUUCUUGAAGCGCAAAUCAAGGAUUUGGGAUCGAACCCUUUUAUUGAUUUGUUUGUAGUAUACAAAAGCCAGUACCAGAGAUCACCCAGGUAUGUUCAAUUCCGAGCUCUUGAAUUUCCGGCAAGAGCAGAGGAAAUCAGGAAUCUGGGGGGCCAAACCCAGAUGCGAGAAGACAUUGGAUUCCCUUUCUAUACCCCCCUAUUCGUAUCGAACCACGGUUUUCAUGGAAUCACCAUCAGCGACAUUGUAUCUUCUAAUACUAGGGCUCGUAUUCGUCAUCUCUGCUCUUCCUGUUGAUUCACAACCACAAAAUGAAGCACCACAAUCACCACCAAGCGUUACCACGCCACCGCCGUCAUCUUCACCACCACCUCCUUUAACGCCGCCACCACCUCCACAUCCUUCCAUGCCGCCACAACCUUCACCUCCGCCCCCAUCUCAGCCGCCGACUUCACCUCCACCACGGCCGCCGCUAUCUCCUACUCCACCUCCUCCGCCAUCAAAGCAUUUGUCAUCACCUCCUCCCCUUGGGUAUGGGGAGAGAAACAGGAGGAGGAGGUCUCUGCGACCACCACCACCAUCCAAAAGCAACAAGCUCAAUACAGGGAAGAAAAUUGGAUUGUUGUUUGCUGGUCUUGCCGGAAUCUUGCAGAUUGGUGUUGUUGGGUUCUUGGUUUAUAAGAGGAGGCAGCUUUUGAAGGUCAGAAAUAGAUACGAAACUUGCACAUGAAUAUCCUAUACCUGUGAGUAUUAUCAUGGAUUCUUUGGUCUCGACAGUGAGGAUUUUUACUCGGUUAAGAUUGGUCGACGGAUGCAUUAGGCUGGUGGAUUUUAUUGGUUGUGGAAUUGUUUGGUGGAAGGAUUGGAUUUGGGUCCUGCAGUUCCUCUGUACAUGGGAAAUGGGUAAUUAUUGAUUGGCAUUGUCAUAUUCUUCUUUCACUGGUGCUUUUUUUUUUUUUUUUUUGUCUUUGAUUUAGUUUAUCUACACGGUUGAUGUUGAUAAUGCAAAUGAGAGCAAAUCCUUAAUUUUGUUGUGUUAGAGAUUAUUUAACAAUUGAAAGCAAUUUUUAUGAAGCCUUGACGGAUAAAUAUGGUUAUGGUUGUUUUUGUGUC